CUUCCAUCAUCUUCAUCAUCUGGACCACCAAAGUCUUCAAGCUGGUCGACUGCCAGACGGGUUGGAGGGACUUGUGGGUAGACGAUGCCUUCUGGCGUCUCCUGUUCUCCACCAUUCUGCUGGUUAUCAUGGUGCUGCUGCGUCCCUCUGCGAACAGCCAGAGGUUCUCUCACUCUCCUCUGAUAGAUGAAGACGAUGAUGAGGAGGAGGCAAAGGAGCCAAUGCUGAAUGAAGCGUUUG
Plectropomus leopardus (leopard coralgrouper) is the source of this 240-nucleotide messenger RNA. NCBI's taxonomy places the organism in Eukaryota, Metazoa, Chordata, Actinopteri, Perciformes, Serranidae. The record is from RefSeq and is a predicted model, not a curated record.